This is a messenger RNA of Haliotis rubra (blacklip abalone), 1154 nucleotides long. Its product is annotated as collagen alpha-1(XXV) chain-like. NCBI's taxonomy places the organism in Eukaryota, Metazoa, Mollusca, Gastropoda, Lepetellida, Haliotidae. The record is from RefSeq and is a predicted model, not a curated record. Bases 80 to 1102 code for a protein of 340 amino acids. The transcript has a single exon.
UGGCGGUCACAGAUAACACCAGCCUUGCGAGAAGUGCCGUCUGCUCAGGUUUGAUAAGAUUUUAUUUUCGCAAAACACAAUGGCGUCUGACGGUGUUGGAAAAUCUGUGAUCUUUCUGACCAUCUUUGUUGCCCUCAACACCACCGCCCUCGUUGUGGUGUCUUUCCUGCAGUUCAGCAACAUGAAGAGCCUCCAGCUUCAAGAUUCAGAUCUUCAAAGUGACCUUGAAUUACUACUGCACGACGGUGAGCAUGGUGUUAGUCUCGUGUUUGAAUUGUCGUCUGGUGUGAAGCGCGAUGUGGCUGAGUCACUCGCCCGCAGCAGGCGAUCAGGUUUGGAGGAUGUGUUCCUAAGUCUCCUACAGACGGAAGAACGUGUCAUUGAGCGACACUGCAAGAACACCACCAAGGUCUGCAAGCAGGGUGAGAAAGGGGAGACAGGCGCACCUGGUCAACAGGGAACCAAAGGGGACAAGGGCGUGGCCGGACUGAAGGGGGACGAAGGGUACCAAGGUCCAGAGGGAGACAAGGGCACCUCGGGUCCACCGGGGGAAGUGGGCGCUGUGGGGGCAACAGGUCUCAUAGGAACCCCCGGGGCUGUCGGACUGCCAGGGGAGAAGGGCGACCAAGGCUUGCAGGGAGUGCGGGGGCGGAAGGGAGAGGCUGGAAGCCCGGGGGUGAAAGGAGACGCUGGGGAGAGAGGUGCACAAGGAAUCACAGGUCAGGCUGGCUCUAAAGGCGAGGCGGGAUCGACAGGAGUUGAUGGGGACCCUGGCGUGGCUGGUGUCAAAGGUGAAACCGGAGACGUGGGCGUGAGGGGCGGUGACGCCGACAAGCUGAAGGGAGGGUGCGAGUGCCUCAAGAAGCCGUCAAUAUUUGGACCAGACAGUGAGAAGCUGGUUGUACCGUACGGUGGCGCGGCGACACUCAACUGCAGCUCAAGCGGCGUCCCUCCGCCAGACAUCACGUGGGUGGGGAAUGGAAACAAAGCUAUAUCUUACACUAUACCCGUUGUGACGUCAUUCGACUAUCAUACGUACCAGUGUGUUGCCUCGAAUGUGUUUGGUACGGACACCAAAAAUAUCACGAUUAGCCGCACAUGAUGAAAACUUGUGAACCUGAUGAUCGGAAUAAAGCGUCUGCUCGAUGCGUUUG